AUGUCGUUAUUCGGUCAGGUGAAACGUCAUACACCUGCAGCUAAACCCAGAAGAUCACCUUUACCUACAACAGCAUGGGAUACCGACAAGAAAUAUGAUUCUUCAACAUCCCCUUCCUCUUCCUCAUCAAAUACAACUUCAUAUGGUAAAUACUUCACUGUGAUAUAUAUACCUUCACCACGUAUACCAUUUGCAAGGUCAUCAUCAUCAUCAUCAUCAUCAUCAAAGAAUGAUUCAUUAUUGAAUGGAAAUGGAUUGUCAUCACCUAGAUCACAUAGUAGACAUUCAAGUUUAUCAAAUCCACUUCAUUCACAUAAUCAUAAUCAGUUUGGUAGAUCAAAAUAUAUCAAAAUAUAUUUACCUAUACCACCUAGAUUAUAUGCUAGAUUACCUAAACCCAAUUCACCGAAGAAAUUCGUCUUAUUCCUUUUCAUCUUGUUGGUGACAGGAUUAUUCUUAUUAGGGUUCAGGAAAAGGAGGAACGGUCGUUCAACUUGGUCACCACCUUUUGUUGAUCCAGAUACAAGAGUUAUAACUCCAGAAGAAAGUGCCUUGAUUUGGGAAUGGGAAGUUCUGAGUGGUCAUUAUCCAAGUAUACAUCAUCCUCCCGAUAAUCUCCCUCUUUCACCGUCAUUAUACAACCCAGUAGUGCCUUCCUCAUUACUACCAUCCCCUUCCUCCCCUACUCCACUCGUCGCAUAUCAAAAUAGGAAUUCAGCUCAACCGAAAAUCAACCUCAUCGGUCAAGGUCCAGAGAGGAAUUAUCUAAAUUCAUGGGAUACAAGAGAGAAUCAACCUGGUUUUGCACCACGACCAGCUCCUGGAACAAUACUGGAUUUAGAUUUGGUGUUGGAAAAGUGCGAUUUCGGCGAUAACAAGUACGUACGAGACUGCCUCGAGUUUCUCCGUAUCGGUGGUGGACUGGACAAUAACCGAAGAGUAAGACGCGGUAAUUACCUAUCUCAAUAUAAACAACUGUAUUAUGAAUCAACCACUCCUGAAAGGAGAAGCGAAUGGACACCCCGUUCGACUUUACUUACAGCUCGUGAUCCCAACUUCUCAAAAGCACCUUUGACUUUGCAAAAUCCUUAUCCCGUAUCUGCCAGCUUCGAUUCCCGUUCGGCAUGCGACGAGCUACAUCCAAGGAUCUUCCACAUGUUCUGGGCCGGUGCAUUCACAGAUAAACCUUAUAUGGCAGUCAUGUCAUUUCUAUACACGCAAAACUUGGGAUUGGAUACGCCCUUAGACUCAACUUCUGAUAUAGUAAAAGGAACUUGUCGACCUCAAUUCUGGGUAUGGAUCAACCCUGGACCAGCGGCCGCUGUGCCUAAUCCCUCAGCUAAAAGAGAAAUGUAUGAAAGUCUAGCUACGAAUCCGUGGUCAGCUCCCUUCUUACACGAGAGAUUUAGAGAAGUAGUGAAAUUCAAAAUGUGGAAUACAACCGAACAACUAGAUGGUAUAGAUGAACUAAAAGAUCAUUGGAGGGAUAUGCAAAUAUUCAAUUCGGGUGGAAAUGUAUACAAGCAAAAGCCUGAACAACCAGUUAAAGUAGUCACAGAAGAACCACCCAAAUUAGGUGAAUUAUUGGAUGAAGUGGAAGCUGAAAUCGAAGCGGAAGCGGAAGCAGAGGCAGAAGCGACUACGACUGAGUUGCCAAAAACCACCAAAUCAAGUAACAAGAAGAAAGAUAGUGUUUUUGAGAAGGUUGGAUCGUCAUCAGAAUCAGAUUAUGAUAGAUUAUCAGUAAUCCUAUCUGAUAUGGCAAGAUUCGUGUUAACAUAUCGAUUUGGCGGGAUCUACUUAGAUGCUGACACGCUCUUCUUGAGAGACUGGGAAGAAUUGUGGAAUUACAGAGGUCAAUUUGCUUAUAGAUGGUCAUGGCAUCAGAAAUACAAUACCGCCGUCUUGAAGUUACAUAAAAAAUCAGCUUUGGCAACUUUCUUAUUCAAAACGGCAUUGGAAAAUGGAUUAGAUUUCCACCCGAUGACCGUUUCAAGGUAUCUCAAAGAUGCAGGGUUAGAUAAACUGUUGUUCAGAGUGCCGGAUGCUCUCUUCGAUCCUGCUUGGUUGAAUAUGGAAAGAUAUCAGAGAGAAAGGCCACCUUUCCCUUAUUUCCCAGAAUUCUCUGUGUUCUUCUCAAACGACAAGUUUGACACUGCCGGUCCUCAACCAUUAGGGUUUGAUGCGUUCUUUAGAGGAGCGUUUUCGUACCAUUUCCACAAUUUCUGGUGGCUGCCUUUUGAUCCAUCUCGAAAUUGGCCAGAUUUAGGAUCUCGAUUUAUCAAAGGUGAAAAGGCAUCAAAGGAAGCAGCAAAAGCGAAGGAUAGUACAGUAGCGGGACAAGCUCAACUGUUAGGUGAAAAAGCAGAUAUGAACGCUCAGAACCCAGAUGACAUCGGACAAACAAUCGUUGAAGGGGAAAGCCUAGUUUCGAAACGAGAAGACAUGGAUGAUGAAAUCGAUCUGAGUUGGUCGACUGUACUAAAGAGGACUUUUGAAGGUUAUCUCAGAGCUGAAAGACCCAAUGCUUACGGAGAAUGGUUGGAAUGGGGGAGCGGUGGAUCACAAAUUCAGUCGGCUAGAGGUAGAAUGGGUUUCGAGUAA
Kwoniella shivajii is the source of this 2604-nucleotide messenger RNA. RefSeq lists its product as uncharacterized. Gene Ontology annotation, cellular component: small-subunit processome; nucleolus. The transcript is spliced from 6 exons. The record is from RefSeq and is a predicted model, not a curated record. Gene Ontology annotation, biological process: maturation of SSU-rRNA from tricistronic rRNA transcript (SSU-rRNA, 5.8S rRNA, LSU-rRNA). NCBI's taxonomy places the organism in Eukaryota, Fungi, Basidiomycota, Tremellomycetes, Tremellales, Cryptococcaceae. Bases 1 to 2604 code for a protein of 867 amino acids.